CCAAAAUUUUGGGAGAAAGCCUUUAAUAUUUAAAUUUUGCAAGAUACGCCCAAAAUUCUCCGUGAGUUUAUGGUCCAAACUAUGCCCCAAGGCAGCAGCUAAGCCACUGUGGACUAUCGUCAGCCAUGCUUGAGAAUGCUGUCAUUAAGGAGCGACCCAUCUAUCAGGAUGUCCAGCGGCUCACGGACGCCCAGCUGUCCACCAUGUGCCAGAAUCACCAGAUCUUCCUGGGUCCGAUAACGUCCGCCAAUCGGCGUUUCGCGGAGCGCCAUCUCCACGUAGCGAUGAUCGAGGCACGGGCCAAGUACCGGGCCCACCAGCAGUUCGCCGAGGAGUGCACCCUGCGGAUCUCCAGCAGUUUCCAGCCAGUUCCUCCUCCCCAGCAGCACUAUGGUAUGAUGAACGCCGUCCACCCACGACCGACUGUAGUCCCGCAGAAUUACUGGCCAUCUCCCGGUUCCUUCAAGAUGCGUGGCCCACCGCCGCCCACCAGAUUCUUCCAAAAUCCUAAGGAACGACCGGAUCCGGUUCUCGAGCCACGUCAGUACGUCGCUUGGCGGCAGCAGAACAAGUUGCGCAACCAAACGGCAACUGAUUUUGGAACCAAAAUCCUCGGCUUCAAGAUGCCCUUCUCCCUGGAUGCUGCCAGGGAUCUAAGCUCGAGGAUAAGCAGCACCAUUAAGCGAUUUCAGGGCGGAGGUGAGGAAUUCCAGCAGGAAUCUGCCAAGCCAGAGCAGGAUAAAAACGAGAUGGCCGACCAUCAAGAGAAGUACCAAGAUGCAAAUCAGGCGAAAUAUCGAAAUGCAUAUCAAGAGGAUUAUCAAGGGGAGUACGAAGAGCAGUCCGAAACAGAAAGUGAAAAGGAAGGGUCCCCAAAGGACCUUGAACAUCCUUACGACGUGGAUAUGGAACGCGACACACUCUCCGAUGAUUCAGAGGACGAUGGGGAGCAGCAGGAGAAUGAGAAACAGACCAACCCCCGUUCCUUUUCCCAUGACCUUCUGGAACUGAAGAAUCUGUUCAACGGGGCGGAUGCGGAACCUCAGAGCGAACUGGGCGACUACAAGAGUUUCAUCAGCCUGGCCAGCGUUUACCACGAGUUCACCAACCCAGAGCCAAUGGAGCGAAAAGAGAAAUCUGUGGACAAGGAGCCCCUUUUCCGCUGGUGGUGGCUGCGGAGGGCGUCGGCGGGGGACGAGCGGAUUCCCGAGGAGGAGCGCACCACCGAACAGGAUCUGAUGCAGGAGCGCGAGCUGAAGACCAUCAACUACCUCAGCGAGGCUCAUUCGCGGGUGGACGAUGGGAUGCUGGAGCUGAUGGGCAGGGUGGAACUGCGCGACGACAGCGAUGAGGAGGGGGCGGUGGAGGGCGGACCGAGAUCCCGAUCCUGUGCUGGUUUCUGCCGCCACAUCUUCCACCUGCUCUGCUGCGAUCGUCAUGGAAAACUCGAUGCGGACAAGCUACGCUGCAGCUUUUUCUGCUGCUGCAUGGCCUUCGGCAUUUACGUCGCCUUCAAAAUGAUGCGGUAGUUGCACAAAUGCGGCUUAAACUGGGGCCAGUUAGUCACUAUAUUUGAUAUGUCCAUAUUGUCCAUAGGAAAAUUAUGCUUAUCUCAGUUGAGAAAAGGAUGCGCGUUGAAUUUCAAGUUGUGUAUCACAGACUUUUGUAAUCAGCUUUCUUUGUUUUCUUACGUUGAGAUACGCACUGUGUGUUCAUAAUAUAAAUAAUGUGCAAUAAACGGACUAAGUAGAGUUUAUUCGAUAAA
Molecule: messenger RNA, 1765 nt
Organism: Drosophila rhopaloa
Lineage: Eukaryota; Metazoa; Arthropoda; Insecta; Diptera; Drosophilidae
Exons: 2
Coding region: 126-1529 (467 amino acids)
Source: RefSeq, a predicted model, not a curated record